AUGGCAUCAAUUACGCCACCCUUCACAUUCGAAACAGCAACAAGCAAAGUCAAAGCUGCUCAAAAUUUGUGGAACACUCAAAACCCAGAGGCAAUUGCCAAAGCCUAUACAGCUGAGAGCAUCUGGCGUAACCGCACCUCAUUCCUCAGAGGUACCGAUGACAUUGUGAAAUUCCUCACAGCCAAAUGGAAAAAAGAGAAAUCCUAUAAAUUGCGAAAGGAGCUUUUCUCGUUUACCGAUAAUCGGAUUGCAGUGCAAUUCUGGUAUGAGUACCAGGAUUCGGAGAAUGGAGACAAGUGGACGCGAUGCUACGGGUUGGAGGAUUGGACUUUCGACAAGGAUGGCAAAAUGGAAAAGAGGAUGAUGUCUGGAAAUGACCUUAUCCUGGGUCCCAAUGGAGAUGGGACUGGGCGAUGGUUUGUGGAUGGUGUUGAUGUAAAUGACGUUAAGAUUGGCCCUGAACAUUGGUGA
This is a messenger RNA of Penicillium nucicola, 471 nucleotides long. Its product is annotated as nuclear transport factor 2 family protein. Bases 1 to 471 code for a protein of 156 amino acids. The transcript has 2 exons. Lineage: Eukaryota; Fungi; Ascomycota; Eurotiomycetes; Eurotiales; Aspergillaceae. The record is from RefSeq and is a predicted model, not a curated record.